This is a messenger RNA of Protopolystoma xenopodis, 930 nucleotides long. The record is from the annotation of a GenBank genome assembly. NCBI's taxonomy places the organism in Eukaryota, Metazoa, Platyhelminthes, Monogenea, Polystomatidea, Polystomatidae.
CGCGGCUACACAACCACUGCUUCUCCUUUGCGAUCAGGUAUUUCAUCUAAUAAUAUCAGUCAUAUUUCUGCGGAAGAAGGCGAUGAAGAUGAGGAGGAGGAGGACGGUUCUUACGGAGAUGAUACAGGCGCCCGAGACAACGACAUUGCCGCUGAAACAAUGGACCUAGAAGACCUAGAAGAAGCCCAGGAGAGCUGUGAUUAUAGCUCCUCACAGACUGUUAACAACAGUGGGUUUCGUGCCUCAACUCCAGAACAAGAAACCAAUAGUAGUAGUCCCUGUUCUCGCUGGCAGGUUUCUGUAUCCUCUCCGUGUCGAGCUCGUGCUCGUGUCGUUGCCGCUUCUGAAGCCGACUUAGAGGCCUCUCAUAGCAUGGAUCACCAGCCCAUUGGGAUUAUUGCGACUCGCGGGGGCGAGGAUAAUUCUGUCACAUUUACCGACAGCGGUAGCAGCUAUACAGCCAGGUCAAAUCAGCUGCAGUCUGUUCAUAGCCGGCGCCUUCGUCUGCGAGCACGUCGGCGUGGGCCCUUAACAUUAGAUGGCAGACGGGCUUCUGGGCUUAGGCUGAAUCAUCUUGGUCACAUUGAUCUCGAAGGUGCAGAGGUCGAGGAAGAGGAGGAGCGAAAUGAAGAGGAGGAGGAGAUCUCGAGGGACAGGGAUGACGAGGCCGUUGUAAUAGCCGAUGUACCGUUUGUUUCGCGUACUAUGCAACCUACCCGCAUGGUUACAGAACCGAACGAUCUGCCUCGUCUAGUUCGAGUCUCACCGAUUCGCCAAGCCCUGUUAUCGAACGUUGGAAAUAGUCAUCCGGAUAUUGAGCUCAAUUCGCGACUCGGGUUUCAAGCGUUAGCGGGUGGUAUUCACACAUCCAAUGCUGGUUUUGUACGAGUUCUGCGUAGCCAUAAGCAAGAAGUAAGUAAAAGUUUAUAA